AAUACCUCGCGUAACAUCAUUCUCAAAAUUCGAACAAGCACCAUGUCCCAUUUAGUUUACCUAGUUCGACAUGCAGAAUCGGAACAUAACGUCUCAAAAGACUUCUCACAAAGAGAUCCACCUCUCACUUCUUUGGGUCUUUCUCAAGCGUCGGCCCUAGCCGAUACGUUCCCUCAUCCAGGGUCAAUCGCCAUAAUAUUCACUUCUCCACUCACCCGCACCCUACAGACGACACUGGCUGGCUUCUCCCAUAUCCUAAGCAAACAAUACCUCAAGAAUAAUGGCAACGAAGAAGGCGCCCGUCUCAUUAUAGACCAGGACCUACAGGAGCGAAGCGACCUUCCCUGUGAUACAGGAUCCAAACGUUCUGCGCUAGAGAUAGCUUUUCCGCUCCUUGACUUCAGCGUCUUGGCUGAGGAUUGGUACACCAAGCAAGGUCCUCACGCGGCCAACGAUUCUGCUGUUGCCGCACGAGCUAAAAGAUUCCGAGAGAGGUUGCGGGACACGGUUCAAGACAUCCACGGGAGCGAAGAUCUCGCGAAUAUGCCGAAAAAUGUUGUUGUUGUCACACAUGGCGUAUUCAUGAAGUAUCUUUGUGGAGAUAUGACGAUUGAUCUUCCUAAGGCAGGCUGGAGGACCUUUGCGAUUGCCGAUGGAGUUGAUGGUGAAGCUGUAUUGAAUCCCAUCGAAUAAACUAUACGGUCGAUCCUCGAAUCGAAGCAUUAGAUCAUAUUGUAAUGUGACUUACGAAAUAAUCGCAGCUACCAGGCUCGAACAAGAAUCCCAAACAUGAGUCGUCGUAGUGACAAAAACUCCGGGCUUUGAUGCCUGACUUGUCUCUGCUCGUUUGGCAGGACAGGUAAGUCCGCCACUAUCAUUCGCACGGUCUCAUUGAGGUGGGGAUGUUACGGUUACGGCUGCCAGGAACCUGAUCGGCGUGAGUCAUUUUUUUCUCGGGUCUCA
Molecule: messenger RNA, 963 nt
Organism: Fusarium redolens
Lineage: Eukaryota; Fungi; Ascomycota; Sordariomycetes; Hypocreales; Nectriaceae
Product: phosphoglycerate mutase family protein
Exons: 1
Coding region: 43-693 (216 amino acids)
Cellular component (GO): cytoplasm
Molecular function (GO): phosphatase activity
Source: RefSeq, a predicted model, not a curated record